This is a messenger RNA of Penicillium pulvis, 1083 nucleotides long. Its product is annotated as chitin synthase export chaperone. The coding region runs from base 1 to 1083 and encodes 360 amino acids. Gene Ontology annotation, biological process: protein folding. The transcript has 3 exons. Gene Ontology annotation, cellular component: endoplasmic reticulum membrane. The record is from RefSeq and is a predicted model, not a curated record. Lineage: Eukaryota; Fungi; Ascomycota; Eurotiomycetes; Eurotiales; Aspergillaceae.
AUGUAUGAGUCCAAUCUGCUACUAAAGGUUACGAUAUCAGGUAAUACUGUGUAUGCGAUGGGUAUGGUAACCUCGGAAAAUCUUUAUAACCCGCUCCGACGUGUCGUUGUGGAGACCAUGUCCUUGGCACGGGUAAUCUUCUGUUUGUUAUCCACCGACAUCAUGGCGUUUGGGGAUUUCAAUUCGAUAUGUGAGAAAACGCCGGUGCCCUUAUGCCUUUUGGUGGGCCCGGCGUCUUCAAUAUCAGGGGCCACUGGUAUCGUGUCCAAUUGUUACGCAAGGAACAUCGAAGUCGCCAACACUAUGAUCUUUCAGGGCGCCGCUUCUUUCAUGCACAUCAUCGCACUCGGGAUGACGGUGAUUAUGAUCUUACAUAUUCGAUCCAAAUUCACUGCUGUUGGGCGGAAGGAAAUCAUUACCUUCUUCUAUCUCUAUAUGGCUCUAACGAUUUUCUCCUUGAUUGUUGAUGCCGGUGUGGUUCCACCACGGAGUGGUCCAUUCCCUUACUUUGUGGCAAUCCAGAAUGGCUUGAUUUCGGCCCUGUGCUCUUGUCUGCUGGUCAAUGGUUUCGUGGGAUUUCAACUAUACGAAGAUGGCACAGCGUUGUCCGUUUGGCUGAUCCGAGUGCCCUCGGCCAUCAUGUUUGCCAUGACCUUCGUCAUAUCCCUUCUCACCUUCAAGUCUUGGGGUGGCUUAGGACCUGAAAACACUGUUGGCAUGUUCGUCGUGCUCUAUCUCUUCAACGCCAUCUGUAUUGCCAUUUACAUUGCUAUGUCGCUGCUGCUGGUAGCUAAUACGCUCAAUGAGCGUUGGCCUCUCGGUCAUAUUUGCUUUGGUGUGGCGGUCUUCAUCAUCGGUCAGGUACUCUUGUAUGCCUUCAGUGAUCUGAUCUGCAACAAUGUCCAGCAUUAUAUGGAUGGCCUAUUUUUUGCGACCUUCUGUAACUUGCUAUCCGUGAUGAUGGUAUACAAGUUUUGGGAUUCGAUCACCACAGAAGAUCUGGAGUUUUCUGUCGGCGUCAAACCGAACACCUGGGAGGUCAAAGACCUAUCGGAAGCAGACCGGCGUCGGUCCGUUUACUAG